CAAUUCGAGUCGAAUCUUAAUAUCGCGGUUUAGAGACACUUCGCUGACACCACAGGAGCAGAAUGGAGCCAUGUUUUGUUUUUUUAAAGAAAUUUGUUGUAUUCCAUUUGGAGUUUAUCCCUGAAACUCCACAAGUGACACUUCUACCACCCCUCCAUCAGCAUAGCGGUGAGUAGAUAAUGAGUGAAUUUUCAUUUUUCGUCUAUCCCUUUAAUCUUCCCCCUUCUCAAGGUGAAACCGGUGUCGGCUCCUCAGCAGCUCCUGAGCUCCGAGCGCCAUCUAGCGGAUCCAGUUAACGCUUCAGUCUAUCUCUCACUUUAAAAUGAAGCGUGGUGCAGUCUCAAUCUUUAAAUGAAUCAAGAAGAGGCAGAAACCUAAGUUCAAAUCCAGAGAGGCGAGGACAAGUCACUUCAGACAGAUCUUCAUAGUUCCUACUUCUUCUAUGAACAGAUUGGAUUUUAGAAUGGAUUCAUAGUUUCUUCUGGUAACUUCACUGAUCACAACCCGGAGAACCGGGGCUUCGGAGCGGAGGACUCAGUUUGUCUUUGACGUCAGGUGAGCUGAACCCAUCCCAUCAUCCUGCACCGGAGGAGAAGUGGCUCAGCGCGCACCCAGCGCGCCGCUCGGCCCGCCCGGACACUGCAGUGGGGGGGACCGUGCCACCGCUGCUCGCUCCCGACACGCACCGCGUCCCGCCGCAGACUCCUGAGGAACCGGAGGAAGAACAGCCGAGGAAGCCAUGGCCGAGUCCAACCCGCUGCGGGGGUUCCCCCGCCUGCGUCGGGCCGCGACCUCAUUUCCAGGCAACCUGCAUUUGGUCUUGGUGCUCCACCCCAGCAGCUUGUUAAGCUCUGCCCCCAGUCCGUCCUCAAGCACUGACCUGGGCUUUCGCUUCAGCCAGGAUGACUUCCUGUUAAAGAUGCCGGUGGUGAUGCUGCGUUCAGUCGGGGAACUUCUGCGCUACAUCGAUGAAAACCACCUGACCUCAGACUUUACUGCAAAAGUGGAAUAUUGUCAAAGUGACUGGAUCGUCCUUCGCACGUCCAUUGAGACCUUUGCGGUGACAGUGAAGGAGAUUGCUCAGCUACUGCAGGGCUUUGGAUCGGAGCUGUCUGAGACUGAACUUCCGGAUGAAGCGAACGCCAUUGAGUUCCUGCUGCACUCACACACACACCGAUACCGACAGAUGAAGGAUGAUAUCCGCAAUGUGCUGAAAGAAGGACGCCUGCUGCUGUCCAACCUGGAAACUCUCAAGACCUCCAAUAGAGAUGCAGAGGAGGAGAGGGAAAUACAGGGAGAUAUGAAGACUGUGCAGAGGCUCCUGGCUCAGCUCAGAGACAUGGAGGAGGCGUUUGAUGGCUUCUUUGAGAAACAUCACCUGAAGCUGCAGCAGUACCUCCAGCUGCUGCAGUAUGAAAUCAGUUUCCAGCAGAUGGAGGAGUUGCUGGAGCGACUCUCUGCCCAGGAGAAGAAGAUCUCCUCCGCGGGAACCACGUUGGUUCAGACAGAACAACUACUGAAAGACCUGGAGACGCUGGACAAGCACGCUCAGGAGGAGAUGGCUCGUGCCCACGUGGUGAUCCUGCACGGUCACCAGUUGGCUGCCAGUAGCCACUACGCCCUGGCGCUCAUCGUCCAGCACUGCAACGAGCUGCGACAUCACUGUGAUGUCCUCACCACCGCCAUGCGCACCAAGCGGGCCUCGCUCACCCGAGCGAGAGACCUGCUGCACCGGCUUGAGGACGCGCUGCGUUGGUGUGAUGAGGGAGCCUAUCUGCUGGCGAGUCAGAUGGUGGACAAGUUCCAAACGAAAGAGGGAGCUCAGGACGCGCUGCAGUACCUGAGGUUUCACCAGGAGAGGGCGCCGUCUGUUCUGACUAACAGCCAGGACACUCUGAGCCUGGAGUUUGAAGCCAUACUGACUCCACAGCUGCAGUCCCAGAUCUCCAUGGUCACGGAGAAGCUGACCUCGGUGCAGUCCAUGAUCAGAAACAGAGAGCAGUGUCUGAGGAGGCUGGCGGAAGUGCAGGUCAGACCCAUCCAGCUGGUGGCCCCGAGGCCCGAGCCUGAGCAGACCUUGCAGCGCUGCAAGUCCCCGCUCUUCUCCCCGAAACAUGGUGUGGACCUAAACGUCCUGAACUCCAAGUUUUCCUUUGACCUUCUUCCUGGAAAGAGAGCUGCAAGGAGGAACAGCAGCCAGCGCAAGAUCGAGGUGAUGCACGAUUACCAAGGCAACCGGAGCUGUUUGUAUGGCUUGAAUCCCGAGACGGAUUCAGAGGUGGAGGACAAUCCAGAGCAGGUGACACGCCACAUUAUGAAGGAGCUGAUCGCUACAGAGAGGAUCUAUGUGGACGAGCUGCUCUCUGUUCUUCUGGGCUACAGGGCAGAAAUGGAGGACCCGUCUGUGUCUUAUCUUCUUCCCUUUGCUCUGUGCAGCCAGAAGGACGUUCUGUUUGGCAACAUGCCAGAGAUUUACCAGUUCCACAGCAGGAUUUUCCUUCAAGAUCUUCAGUGUUGCCUGGAGACACCGGAGCGAGUGGGGGCUUGCUUCCUGCAGCGGAAAGUGAAGUUCCAGGUGUACGAGCGUUACUGCCAAAACAAGUCUCGCUCUGAGUCCCUAUGGAGACAGUGCUCCGAUUCUCCAUUUUUUCAGGAGUGCCAGAAGAAGCUGGACCACAAGCUGGGUUUGGACUCUUAUCUCCUGAAACCAGUCCAGCGUCUCACCAAGUACCAGCUGCUCCUCAAGGAGCUGCUGAAGCACUGUACGGAGGAGAGAUACCGCUGUGAGCUGCGGGAGGCCCUGGACUCCAUGCUGGAGCUGCUCAAGUCUGUCAACGACUCCAUGCAUCAGAUCGCCAUCACUGGAUAUCAGGGUGACCUCAGCCAGCUGGGCCGGGUGCUGAUGCAGGGAGGCUUUAGCGUGUGGAUCAGCCACAAGAGGGCGGCAGUGAGGAUGAAGGAGCUGGCCAGGUUCAAACCCAUGCAGAGACACCUCUUCCUCUACGACCACGCCCUGCUCUUCUGCAAGCGCAGAGACGAGGACAACCACGACCGGACGCCCUUCUACAGCUUCAAAUCCUGUCUCAGAAUGAGUGCGGUGGGAAUCACAGAAAAUGUGAAAGGAGAUGUGAAGAAAUUUGAGAUCUGGUACAGUGGAAGAGAAGUAGUUUAUAUCGUUCAGGCUCCCACAGUGGAGGUCAAAGUUGCCUGGCUGACAGAGAUUCGAAAGAUUCUCACCAACCAGCUGAAAAUGUGUCAAGAUGAGCCUCGUUCUCUACCACUUACAGACAACACAGUCUCUGACAGUGCAUCAGAGAUGUGUGUGUCGUGGGGCGGAGCGUCGGUGGGAGGCUGCUCAGCGUGUCUCCCUGUUCCUCACAGCUCCUCGGCAACAAGCCACUCCUACAGGCGCCAGGGGGAGGAGUCAGUACACAGUAGUCCUGCCCACUCAGAACCUGUGGUUAACUCGCCCCGACGCAGUUGGCCUGUUCCGGCCCACUCUGUGGCGAUCUGCGAAGGCCUGGAGGACUGGGGCGCCACUGACCUCUCCAACCUCUCAGACUCAGAAGAGGAGGAUCAGCCUGCUCCGCUGGUGGCGGGCAGGUACAGGGUUAUGGUGGAGAGCAGCAUGGCCAGCACUGAUGACAUCAUCUUUAACUGCGGUGAUGUCAUCCAGCUGCUCCGUGAGGAAUCGUCAGGAAUGUGGAGGGUGAGGAAUAUAAGUCGCGAUGAGGAGGGCCGUGUUCUCCCUGAAGACCUGCACAGGAUUCUGGGAGAGUCCUGCUGAGAACCAAUCAGAAGAGAGGAUAGAUGACGCCUGUAUCUAUUCUCCUUCCGCUUUUGUCACUUAUUUGGCUUCCUCUCUCCUCAAAGCACAACAUCAGCCAUAAACUUUACACUUCAAUCUACUGUGACAGUCAUAAGGAUGUAAAUUACAGAAAUGGCCUCAUAAGACUGUAUCACAACAAACAGCAUAAAUGGGACCUCACACUAUUUUCCAGCAUUAACGCAGAAGGUGAUCUGGACUGAAGAUGCUAAACAGGGAGUUUUUAUUCAUACAUACUGAGUGGACUUUUAUUCAUCGUUUUUUCAUUUCUAUUUUCUUAUGAAAUAUCAGAAACCAUGCAUAUGCCUAAUGACAUAUCAUCACUGAUCAUGUGCCAAACAGCUCAGCUGAUCAUUGUGGCUUUAUUUUGUACAAAGCAACAAUCUCCUUUGGGGAAAAUAGCUUUAACUCGUGAUAUCAUUGUUUUGAAUGAAUUUUUUUUUUUGCGUAUCUGUUCUACAACUGCUGGCUACGUCACUGGAGUAAGGUAAAUUUUGUACAAACAUUCAGUUGGACUCAGGCACGACAUGAUUCGAGAUUGGAGGUCAAAAGUAUCAGUGAUCCCGGAUUAACUGAUUAGACUUAGGUGGGCAAAGGUCAAGGUCAUGCUGGCAUCACAUUUGACCUCAUGAACUCAAAAUCCCAAAUCAACCUCUGGGGAAUUUCUCCAAAUUUAAAUAAGUUGUCACUUGGAUUCAAAGACGAACUGAUUACAUUUUAGUGGUCAAAGGUCACAGCGACCUCAUAUUUGAAUGAGUGCGAUAUGUCAGGAAGGUGUCAUUGGAGCAGAGUAAUUUUUGAUGUUUGGAGACAUCUACAGUGACUGCCAUCACAGCUGCCUGGUGAUAUUGUAUUGGUAGUUAGUGAACUUUGCAGGAAUUUGACAGAUUCAUUUUCCAUGUUUCUCUUUACUGUUGCUGCUGCCGAUGAUUUAUUAUUUGCUGAAUUUUGAUUUGUGCCUUUGGAAAUCUGGUCCUCCUCUGCUGCAGUUGUAGUUUGCACUGUCGCCAUGAGAUGAGGCCAGCUCUUUGUUUGCUGCUGUGCACGUACAACUCCCCCCUAAUGCUCACUGCUAUUUAUACUGCUGUUUAACAUCAACAGGGAAUCUGGACUCAGUUUUGGGGUAUUUACUGUAACUAUAGUGUAGAAUUGUUAAUGCCAACUGAUCUAUUACCCUUAGAUUGUGGAGUAUUGUGUAGUUACUUACGUCACUGACUGCUUGUGACUGAAAUUAGAAAGAAAGCUAAAUAUUUGUCACAACUUUGGUCACUACUCGUCUUGUUUGGACGAACAGGUGAUUUCUGCAGAAUUUGUUGCAGGAGUAACAUAAAUUAAUCCUAACACUGAUUCAUUUCCACAGUUGGAGAAUUAAAGUAUUGCCACACUAUCUAAAUAAGGUGUGCUUAAGGAUACUCAGUAAUAAGUAACACUCCUUCAUGAAAUCCACCAAACACACCUUACAUUGUAACAUCAUUAUGUUAUUGGGUUUGAUCUGUCAAGCUGUAAUAUGUCUACAGUCCCUGUAACUGCCGUAAGCUGCUUCUGCUCAUUUUGCACUUUUCUGAUAUGUUGAAUCAUCGUGAAAGCCUGUAUGAUAAUGCACAAUGUAUAUGAUUAUUUUCCAAAAUUAAAGCACAGGAUUAUUGGAUUAGAAUCAACCUAUCUGAUGCAAAGCAAGAGCAACAGAUUCAGGUGAAAAAACUAACAAGUCCUUUUAUUGUAGGCAAAAAAUGAGGAAAAGGGAACUUAACUUAAGAGCGUUCCAAAAAACAAAGAUCAAAACUCAACAUGGAAGGAAACACUAGGGAAACAAAGCAGCAAAGCAAAACGCGAUGACAA
Platichthys flesus (European flounder) is the source of this 5665-nucleotide messenger RNA. It is a transcript of the gene mcf2b, whose product is annotated as proto-oncogene DBL. The transcript is spliced from 26 exons. Gene Ontology annotation, cellular component: cytoplasm. Bases 740 to 3787 code for a protein of 1015 amino acids. Gene Ontology annotation, biological process: dendrite development. The record is from RefSeq and is a predicted model, not a curated record. Gene Ontology annotation, molecular function: guanyl-nucleotide exchange factor activity. NCBI's taxonomy places the organism in Eukaryota, Metazoa, Chordata, Actinopteri, Pleuronectiformes, Pleuronectidae.